AUCGGCCCACCGCGCCCCGCGAGGUCUGCCGAGGCGCCUUAGCCGCGGCCGCGGUGUGGGACCCGGGGCGGGAGCGGCGGCGGCGAGCAGCGCGGCGGCGGUCAUGACGGAGGGCACGUGCCUGCGCCGCCGGGGCGGCCCCCACAGGACGGAGCCGGCGACCGACCUCCGCCGCUGGCGCCUGCGCAGCGAGCGCGGCCGGCAGACGUGGACGUACCUGGCGCGGGAGGAGGAGCCGGGCCGCGGGCCCACCGCGCUGGAGGCGCACGCGCUGGGGCUGGACCCGGGGAGUCCCUUGCAGGCCUGGCCCAAAGCGGACACCGCGCGGGCAGCGGCUCUGAACGGGAUCGCGUUCUACGUGGGGCUGCAGGCCGAGGACGGGCACUGGGCCGGGGACUACGGCGGCCCGCUCUUCCUCCUGCCGGGCCUCCUGAUCACCUGCUACGUGGCCCAGAUCCCUUUGCCCGCGGGCUGCAGAGAAGAGAUGGUGCGGUACCUGCGGUCAGUGCAGCUCCCCGACGGCGGCUGGGGCCUGCACGUGGAGGGUGAGUCCACGGUGUUCGGGACUGCACUCAACUAUGUGUCUCUGAGAAUCCUGGGUGUCGGGCCUGAUGAUCCCGACUUGGUACGCGCCCGGAACCUUCUUCACAAGAAAGGUGGUGCUCUGCUCAUCCCUUCCUGGGGGAAGUUCUGGUUGGCUGUCCUGAACGUUUACAGCUGGGAAGGCCUCAACACUCUGUUCCCGGAGAUGUGGCUGUUUCCUGACUGGGUCCCCGCGCACCCCUCCACGCUCUGGUGCCAUUGCCGACAGGUUUACCUGCCCAUGAGCUACUGCUACGCCAUCCGGCUGAGCGCAAAGGAGGACCCGCUGAUCGAGAGCCUCCGCCAGGAGCUCUACGUGGAGGACUACGCGGGCAUCGACUGGCCGGCGCACAGGAGCAGCGUGGCCCCCGAGGAUCUGUACACGCCGCACAGCCGGCUGCUCCGCGUGGUGUACGCAUUACUCAACCUGUACGAGCGCCACCACAGCACCAGCCUGCGGCAGCGGGCCGUCCAGAAGCUGUACGAGCACAUCGUGGCAGACGACCGCUUCUCCAAGUGCCUCAGCAUUGGCCCGAUCUCGAAAACCAUCAACAUGCUUGUGCGCUGGCAUGUGGAUGGGCCGGCCUCUUCCGUCUUCCGGGAGCACAUCUCCAGGAUUCCUGAUUACCUCUGGCUGGGUCUCGACGGCAUGAAAAUGCAGGGCACCAAUGGCUCGCAGGUGUGGGACACCUCAUUUGCCAUCCAGGCUCUGCUGGAGGCGGGAGCACAGCACAGGCCCGAGUUUUCGUCUGCCCUGCAGCAGGCGCACGCGUUUCUCCGACUCUCACAGGUCCCAGACAACCCUCCUGACUACCAGAAGUACUACCGCCAGAUGAGCAAGGGGGGCUUCCCUUUCAGCACGCUGGAUUGUGGCUGGAUUGUUGCCGACUGCACCGCGGAGGCCUUGAAGUCCAUCCUUCUCCUGCAGGAAACGUGUCCCUUUGUCACCAAGCACGUCACGCGUGAGCGGCUCUGUGACGCCGUUGCUGUGUUGCUGAAUAUGAGGAAUUCUGAUGGAGGGUUUGCCACCUAUGAAACUAAGCGUGGGGGGCACUUGCUGGAGCUGCUGAACCCCUCGGAGGUCUUUGGGGACAUCAUGAUCGACUACACGUACGUGGAGUGCACCUCGGCCGUGAUGCAGGCACUGAAGCUUUUCCACGAGCGCUUCCCAGACCACAGGGUCGAGGAGGUCAGGGAGACGCUCGAGCAGGGCCUGGAGUUCUGUCGGCAGAAGCAGCGGGCCGAUGGCUCCUGGGAAGGCUCCUGGGGGGUUUGCUUCACCUACGGCACCUGGUUUGGGCUGGAAGCUUUCGCCUGCAUGGGGCAGACUUACCGCAGCGGGGCUGUGUGCGCGGCGGUCUCCCAGGCCUGCGACUUCCUGCUCUCCAGGCAGAUGGCGGAUGGCGGCUGGGGGGAGGACUUCGAGUCCUGCGAGCAGCGGCGCUACGUGCAGAGCGCCACGUCUCAGAUCCAUAACACGUGCUGGGCCCUGAUGGGGCUGAUGGCCGUCAGGCACCCCUGCGUGGAGGCCCUGGAGAGAGGAGUCAGCUGUCUGCUUCGGAAGCAGCUCCCCAGUGGCGACUGGCCCCAGGAGAACAUCGCUGGCGUCUUCAACAAGUCCUGUGCCAUCAACUACACGAGCUACAGGAACGUCUUCCCCAUCUGGGCCCUUGGCCGCUUCUCCCGCCUCUACCCUGAGAGUGCCCUCGCUGGCCAGCCUUGAGGGCCCCCGGCGCAUGGGCGGGUGGGGGUGGCGCAUGGGUGGGGCUUCCAAGCGGCCGCCGGCACGCGCGUUCCCGUUGGGGCAGCUCGGGCUGCAGGAGCCCCGCCUGGGUGCCCAGUGCCCGUCACCACCCACCUCUGCAGGGCGGGAUGGGGCUGGGGCUGGUGCCUUUAGACACCUGAUCCUCAGGACAGGUUUAGUUAGAGAAGCUUGGGGAGCUCGGGUGAGGAUGGGGACAAGCUGUGCUGUGGCCCUGGGGAGGCCUGGCACAUUCUCCGGGCACGGCGCAUGUCCUCUCUGUGGGGCUGGGGCGCUUUCUUGACCGAUAUCUGAGUUCUUGGGAGAGGGGAAUGGUGCCUCGACUGCCUUCUGCCAGGUGCUGCCCAGGAGCCAGCUCGGCUGGGCCUGUCCCUGUGUCUUCUGUCUGUGGGGCUGAGGGAUGCGGCAGCUUUUCUGGACAGUCCAGCGGGAGGUUGGUUCUCCCCGUUCACCUGGACGCCCGCGCUCAGGAAGGAACGGAGACUAGACUUGCCACGUGUCUGCCUGUCACAGGGGAGCCAGACGUGCCGCCAGCCGUGGGGCCUCGUCGUGCUGCUGGUUGUGGGCGCCAGCAUCCUUCUCCGUAGCGUCCGGGGCUGACAGAGGCACAGGCGGGAGGCCCAGCAUGAUGGGCGACGAGUGUCUGCGUGCUUGGGAGGCUACCACCGUGGGCCACUGCCGCGUGCCGGGGACAGCGGAGCAGUCUGCAUAGCCGGCUGGACAGGCCUGACGCCGUAGGGCACCCUAAUGCCUGCUGCCGAUCCUCAUGUCCUGGUCUGUGCUCUGAGCAGAAGUGAGGGCCGUGUUUCUAAGGCAAUGCCUUUUCGGUGCUAAACUUCUGAAUUCCCUCUGGCUCUAAAUCUGUUUGGUGGGAUGUACGUGGAUGUGGGGCUCAGGGUGAGAAACCCAGGUUCUGGCUUUGCCUUUGACCUUGAGAAUAAGUGGCUCAUGUGCUCAGGGCCUCCCCAGGACUGUAGCCACAUGGAGUCACCAGGAGCUUUGAUGACAGUAAAAGCCAGGCCUGGUGUUGCUCCUGGGCUCAGCCUGCUCGCCCACGCCCGGGCCCCCUCGCCCGCUGCUCCUCUGUUCCGCCUCCCCGACUGGCAGCGACCCCUGGCCUGCUCCCUCGGGUGGCCGUCCUGCAUCAGACAGCCGGGUGUCUGCGUGCACCCCCGCUCCUGCCGUUCCCGGCUGAGGUCCCUGGAGGACCCUCACGGAGACUUUGCUCCGUGUGGCCUUGGCGCCGCGGCUCUCGUGGCCUUGUGUGCUGGCCGUGGCUCUGCCUGGGGCUCAUCUGUUCUGGGCCUUGGUCUAAGCUGUUCCUCCGCAGACCUUCUCUGGCCCCAAGGUGGUGGUUCUGCUCGGAGCCCUCUGGGGCUGGGUUGUAUGUCCACGUAGAAGGCUCCGCUGGCUGCCACGCCGCGUGGCACGUAGCUGGUGUUCUGUGGAUGCCCGCCGAGCAUCACCCCUUCUCCGCGGCGGUUUACACGAACGCUGCUUUUGGCUGAAGGAACUGUUGGGGUCGCUCUGAAAUCUGUUGGGUUUGCUCCCGCGCUUCUUUGCUUGGCCCACGUUCUCCCCGCGCUGGGGCAGCCGGAGCCCGGGUGGUGAUUGGUCCGUCUGCUCCUCGAAGUGGCCACUGCCCUCGGGAGGCUCCUGGCCACGUCCAGAGCAGAGCGCCAGACAACAUAGGGAGUGAAAAAUCGGCUCUUCCGCUAAAAAUGGUGUCGCUUCUGUGGCCACCUGCCUUAAUAAACAGACACGUCAUUCCCUUGUGUUGUGUCUUCUGCUGGGAACAGUCACAGAUCCGGGGUUUUCUGAGACCACUUGGGCACCAUGUUGGACGCUGGGCCGCCACCUCCUCAGUUUCAGGGGUAGGAGUAGCUGCUUCACGGUGAGUGGGCGCAUCUCCAUGACCUGAGGGGAAAUUGUGUGCCUCAGCCUCAUUAAAAACCAAGUUCUCGACAAAACACGCAUAAACACAGACUGAACCGGUGGGUCCCAGAGGGGAAAGGGUGGAGGACGAGGGGCGUAGGGAAGGGGUUUAAGAGGACGGACUUCCGGUUGUGAACUGUGUAGCUCAGCGGUGGAAAGUGCCGCGUGGCCAGUACAGCCGGUGACCCCGCAGCCCCGGCGUGUGGGGACAGGCGGGGACAGCGCUUCGCGUGGGGGACACUGGGCAGCGCAGCCAGCUGCGAGUCACUGCUGUAGGCCUGGUGUCGGCAGUCCUUCCGAUCAAACAGAAUCAAGUUCUUUUCGGGGCAAAUCAUUGAAGAUGUCUGAACUCAAAUUAUUUUGGUUCCGGGACACAUACUUGGAGUAUCGUGCUGGGAGGGUCUUGCUGGACCCAUGUCAGGAUUUGUGUGUUCAUGCUGGGACUUCAUACCUUCCCCUGGUGGAAUUCUCUAACUGGAAAUCCUUAAUUCACAGUGGAAAUUGAGAAAGUAUUUUCCUUACUAGACAGAAUCAACAUUGCUACGUAUACCUGUUUCCUAAUUGGGCAAUAAAAUGUGUCAGAGAUUAA
Mustela erminea (ermine) is the source of this 4868-nucleotide messenger RNA. RefSeq names its product lanosterol synthase (gene LSS). The record is from RefSeq and is a predicted model, not a curated record. The transcript is spliced from 22 exons. Lineage: Eukaryota; Metazoa; Chordata; Mammalia; Carnivora; Mustelidae. The coding region runs from base 104 to 2305 and encodes 733 amino acids. Gene Ontology annotation, biological process: cholesterol biosynthetic process; triterpenoid biosynthetic process. Gene Ontology annotation, molecular function: lanosterol synthase activity. Gene Ontology annotation, cellular component: lipid droplet.